This is a messenger RNA of Gasterosteus aculeatus aculeatus (three-spined stickleback), 2253 nucleotides long. RefSeq names its product polycomb group RING finger protein 5-A. NCBI's taxonomy places the organism in Eukaryota, Metazoa, Chordata, Actinopteri, Perciformes, Gasterosteidae. The record is from RefSeq and is a predicted model, not a curated record.
AAAAAAGAGAAAAAAAAAAAAAAAAAAGGCCGUGAGACGAAGCUCCGCAACUUUUACCGUCGAUACGUUCCGCGCGCGAGCGUAGAUGAGGUGGAGCUGCGACGUCGUUUUAACGCAUCGGCGUAUGUCGCCGUAAUGUCCGCGUGUCGUCCAUUGAUGUUGUUUUGACGCGGGUGACGUAGGCGUGACGCGCCUACGAGGCGAGGCGACAAGCGGAUCGGCUGCGCGUGAUUAGAGGACCGUGCCCCGGUGACGGACACCGACCGGAGGGUUUUCAGAGCUGCGCACUUGGGGAUUAUUAUUUUUUUUUUCGAGCAAAAAAAAAAAAAAAAAAAGCAGACGUCUGGAGCGGAGUGCACAACAUUUCCUCCGUGUGUAGUUUGUUUGUGCUGCGGGUAAGCCGCCUGAAACCACAUCCCCGCGCGCUCAGCGCUGUGAACACACCUGACGUGCUCCGCUCAACGUGCAGCUCGCGUGACGUCGUUUCAAAAUAAUAGAAGUUGCACAUGAGAAUCAGGUAACUUCAGUUUGAGGUCAAAAGGUCAUCAAACAAGAAGAAGAAGAAGGAAGACGUCAACAGCACCAUGAAGACGAAUGAACUGACUUGCGAAGAGGCCGACUUCGCAGAAGUCUUUGGCCUCAAUGUCGUCAGCUGACCUCUGACCCCUUGUGGAUUAAAAAUGGCACUUUGGCCGGGACAGGGAAGGAAGCGCUACAUCUCACUCACCGGGAACAAACGUGGUUGUUUGAAACAGGAUUACACAGACUAGACAAACCUGUGGUCUUUGUUCGAUGGGAGAAACAUGUUUCAUUGAGGAUGCAAUAAGAUCUGUGUGGGAGACGUUGCAAAAGGAAAACUGAUUACAAAAUAGAAAUCGGAUCAAGGAUGGAGCAGGAUUUCACACAGCAGGCUCUCUCGUUUCUCUCGUAACUUGUGGAUAACGGACAUUUACAUCCACUAGCCUGGACUAACAUUAGCCGGUGUUGGUGAAGAUACCUUGACACGCAGCUUACGUCCCUUCCUUCCUGUCUGUGAAUGCACUGACUCUUCUAAAGCCACACGGUGACCUUUAACCUCAGCUUUGAACUGUGACUCCUGGUUAGUAUACGUCGUUAAAAAAAAAGACUCCAAACAUGGCUGCCACGGGAAGGAAGCACUUGGUGAAGGACUUUAACCAUUUCAUCACCUGUUACCUGUGCCGAGGUUACCUGAUAAAGCCGACCACGGUCACCGAGUGCCUGCACACCUUCUGUAAGAGCUGUAUUGUGCAGCACUUUGAGGACAGCAAUGACUGUCCUAAAUGUGGCAUUCAGGUCCAUGAGACAAACCCCCUGGAGAUGCUCAGGUUGGACAACACCCUGGAGGAGAUCAUCUUCAAGCUGGUGCCUGGACUCAGAGAAAGAGAGGAACAGCAGGAAGUUGAAUUCUGGAAGAAGAACCAACCCAGAGAAAACGGUCAAGCCGAAACUGUGGUGUGUCAGCGCGUCGGGGGGCCUGAUGCCGGAGGCGAUUACGGUGGCGGAGGCGGUGAUGAUGGUGACGACGGCGACGACGAAGAUUACCACAGGAGCGACCCUCAGAUAGCCAUCUGUCUGGACUGCCUGCGCAACGGGGGACAGUCGGGGGAGAGCACUGUCACGGAUUUGAUGAAGAGGUUCAUCCGCUGCUCCAGUAGAGUCACAGUGGGAACGAUUAAGAAGUUCCUCAGUCUUAAACUAAAGCUGCCGAGCUCUUAUGAGCUGGAUGUGCUGUGCAACGGAGAGAUCAUGGGAAGAGAUCACACUCUGGAGUUCAUCUACAUGACCCGAUGGAGGCUACAUGGAGAGAAUACGUAUCCCAUGGUUCUUGAGUACCGCCCACGGAUCGACUUUGGCUGAACCACAGCUGCAAGAAGAGGACCACACACACACACACACACACACACACAGACACACACACACACACAUACACAAAUGCAGACAUUCAUAACCAGUAUGGAAAACAUUAGCAGCACCUACAUUUGCGUUUGGACAAAGACAAAUACAAACAUGAUGUGCAGAGAAAGAAAGAUUAAAUGUAUUUUUGUACAGCCAAUGAUGAAGUGCAUACGUUGUCAUGGUAAAGAGGUUUUAUGCUACAUAGAAUAAUAUAUGCUAUUAUAUAUAUGAUAUUUUUAAAUGUUUGUCCCUGUGCCUAAAAACCUGUUUGAAUGAAGUAUGACCAUAUCUUCACUUUGCCUGUCUAACUAGAAUAAAUGUUGAUUUUCUACUGUU